Molecule: messenger RNA, 375 nt
Organism: Pyricularia pennisetigena
Lineage: Eukaryota; Fungi; Ascomycota; Sordariomycetes; Magnaporthales; Pyriculariaceae
Exons: 2
Coding region: 1-375 (124 amino acids)
Source: RefSeq, a predicted model, not a curated record
AUGGCGCCUGUCGGCGCUGCCCCUCCCCCGCUUCCCAUGCACGUGUACAAAAUCCUACCGACGGCUCCCCCGGCGCCGUUGCCGAGUCCGUACCCACUAUCGGAUCUAGACAAGAAGGAUGGCUUUGUCCACCUGAGCACCGCCUCGCAGAUCCCUAUAACCGCGGGAAUCUGGUUCAAAGACUUUAGCGAGCUCUGGAUCCUCAAGCUCAACCUCACCAGGUUCGAAAAGGACAUAAACUGGGAUACGCCUGGGUGCCCGCAUUUGUAUGGGAAUUUUGGUGCCGAGGAUGUUGUUGAUAGUAGGAAGUUUGUGAGAGGCGAAGGACAGGAGUGGCAGGAAGCGCUGGGCGGUUGCAGUGAUUGGCUCGAGUAA